UCUUUGAAAGGAAAUUACGGACAAACGGUUAAUGGCCAAACAUAAUUCACAGCAGUUAAUGAAAGAGAAAACUUUUCUCUUUUAUUUACUACCAAGAUUUGGGAUUGGCGAGCAACGGUUUGUCCGGAAUUUCCACUCAAAGUGAAUUUUGACAGUUGGAUUUUAGGCCGUAAUCAUAUGUUUGUCGAGAAAUAAUAUAAAAUUGUUUAUAAAUAUUUCUUUACGUUGAUUUAUAAAUUCGCAAUAACAAUCAAAUUAUCUGGCUUCGUGAGUGUGCUUCAUCUUACUGUAAUUUACAUCAGAUUUUGAAAAAUAUGAGUAGUAGCAAAAGAAAAACGUUCGACAAAAUUCCAGAUAAAAUCUGCCAGUACGGAACGGAUUGCUACCGUAAAAACCCAAAUCAUUUCAAAGAGUUCUCUCAUCCUCACUUAGAAUCUAUAUUAUGCGAUUCUCCGAUGAAGGAUAAUUAUCAGAUUCCCGAUGAAUUGUCCACGAGUCGAGAGGUGGUCGAAGAGCAAUUAAAAAUUCUAGCGCAAAUAUAUCCCGAGCUGUUGAAUAACAACCGGCCAUUAGCUAAAACAUCAAAAAAUAUUGGAGACACCGAAACGCGGACUCCAUCCUCUAGUAGUCCGAAAUCUACUCCCAAGGCUAAUCCGCAUAUAUCAACUAGUUCAUCAUCAGUCUGCUCAACGAAAAAUGCUUCUAAAGGUGAUGCCGUCGCCGAUCUAUUUGCUGAGAGACGAGCAAAAAUGACUAAACAGUUUGAAGAGAAGAAAAAGUCCGAAACUAAGCCAUUAAACUGUGCACCAGUUCAGUCGGGAUCGAGGGAUCCUCCACAACAGGGAGGAGUUUCACUAAAAAAGAUAAUACCUCGAAAUAUCAAUGAUUACUAUCCGGUGGUCGCACCCCGUGGACAAAUGGCAAAAAAAUUGGAAGCUGCUGCUCCGUAUAAUUUCUUCCUUACGACAAUCACCGAUGCUAAAGUCACCCAUGAAGAACCGUUGUCGAUAACAUUUCAAGAGUUGCUAGACAGUAGUCUGGGAGAAUUAGAAUCAUCGGUUCAAAUGAACUUUAUGGUUGAUAUUGGGUGGCUUCUGGGGCACUAUUUCUUUGCUGGUUAUGAAGAUCGUCCGCUGUUGAUUUUGUAUGGAGAUGAAACUCCUGAACUAAAAAUGGUGUCGUCCAAGAAACCGAAUGUAACAGCAGUGAAAGUUCACAUUGCAACCCCUUUCGGAGUACACCACACCAAGAUGGGGUUGUACUUGUACAUGGACGGUUCAAUGCGGAUUGUCGUUUCAACGGCCAAUUUAUAUGAAGAUGAUUGGCACAACCGAACUCAGGGACUGUGGGUGAGUCCUAGGCUGCCACCGGUGUCUGAGGACGCAGAUACCGGAUUUGGGGAAAGUCGCACUGGUUUUAGGGGAAGUUUAAUUUCCUAUUUGAAUUCCUACAAAAUAGCUCCACUGCAGCCGUGGGUGGCAAGAAUUCAGAAAAUUGACUUCACAGCUGUUAACGUGUUGUUAGUGGCCUCGGUUCCUGGUGGUCAUUUAAAUACUCCAAAAGGACCACUUUGGGGACAUCCCCGCUUGGGGUAUCUGUUAGGGCAACAUUCAGCACCGGUUGAUGAUACUUGUCCAGUUGUGGCGCAAAGCUCCAGUAUCGGAAGUUUAGGGCCAAAUCCUCAAUCCUGGGUUCUGUCAGAACUUAUGGCAAGUUUCAGACGAGAUUCGGUCCCUAUUGGCUUACGAAGAGUACCAGCGUUUAAGAUGAUAUUCCCUAGCUUCAGCAAUGUGAGGAACAGUCAUGAUAAUCUGCUAGGAGGAGGGUGCCUACCUUACAUGAAGGCCACCAAUGAUAAGCAACUGUGGCUCAAGGAACAUCUGCAUCAGUGGAGGAGUGAGUCUAGACACCGAACAAAGGCGGUGCCUCACAUCAAAACGUACUGUCGGUGGUCACAUCGUGGGCUCUAUUGGUUUUUACUAACGUCUGCAAAUCUUUCCAAAGCUGCAUGGGGUGUGUACAACAAAUCUGCCAAAUUUGAGGCUCCCUUGAGAAUCAACAGCUACGAGGCGGGAGUGUUGUUUCUGCCCAAAUUUAUGAUUGGCGAAAACUUUUUUCCGAUGGAAUCUAAAUCCGAACAGCAGCAUGCUCGGUUCCCGAUGCCGUAUGACGUCCCCAUCAUUCCUUACGCUUCGGAGGACACUCCAUUUUUCAUGGAUUAUUUGAGACAAUAAUUGUGAUGGAUAUUCAAAUUAAAAAAAAAAUCAUCUCAAAUAUUUUUUCAAAUAAAAAACGUUUUUGUUUUGUA
Molecule: messenger RNA, 2308 nt
Organism: Topomyia yanbarensis
Lineage: Eukaryota; Metazoa; Arthropoda; Insecta; Diptera; Culicidae
Gene: gkt
Product: probable tyrosyl-DNA phosphodiesterase
Exons: 5
Coding region: 315-2234 (639 amino acids)
Biological process (GO): single strand break repair; double-strand break repair
Cellular component (GO): nucleus
Molecular function (GO): 3'-tyrosyl-DNA phosphodiesterase activity; double-stranded DNA binding; single-stranded DNA binding
Source: RefSeq, a predicted model, not a curated record